Molecule: messenger RNA, 222 nt
Organism: Diabrotica balteata
Lineage: Eukaryota; Metazoa; Arthropoda; Insecta; Coleoptera; Chrysomelidae
Source: the annotation of a GenBank genome assembly
AUGAUGUUAUACAGCGCCAGUAUUUUUCAAAUACCUGCAGACGAAUCAGGAUGCGAGGCUGACAUGGCAGAAGGUAGCAUCGAGGAAGACAGUAGCGAAAUGUUAGGUCCUACUUUAGCACCCGUUCUUCAUACCAUGCAAACUUCAACCCCAUCAAAUUUAAGCUGUAAGGAAGAAGAGGCCCAAUUUACUUUUAUCAGCGGAAAAAAAUUCCUCGCUUAA